GCGGCGUCUUUAAUUUUUAUAAGCAAAUUGACGGCUGGAAGUUUGAGACUUGCGCUGACUGUGACCGCUGUCAGGUAUAUGCCCUUUUACCCAGCAGUACCAUGGUGAAUGACAAGAACACAUCCAAUCAAGACCAACCAUUACGCACACAACCAAACAUGCCUUUGGUUCCACCGCUGAACUUCGCCAUGGUGUCUCCAGGAGUAUACAGAUCUGGGCAUCCCAAUCGGCAAAACUUCCCAUUCUUACGAAAACUAGGUCUCAAGACUGUUAUGUACUUUGCAAUGGAGGAUUUGACACCGGAUAUGGAACAGUUCAUGCGAGAAGAAGGCAUCCAAACUUUCCACUACAGAACAGAAGGAAACAAAGAGCCAUUCCAGGAAAUCAGCACAGAAGAUAUCAAUCAUGCGCUUGUGAAACUUUUAGACGAGCGAAGUCAUCCUGUUUUGAUCCAUUGUUUGAAAGGGAAGCAUCGCAUUGGUUGUCUCGUUGGAUGUUUACGCAAGAUACAGAGAUGGUCAAAAACUUCUAUAUUUGAUGAGUAUCGAAGAUUUGCGGAUACAAAAGUGUUGGCAGACUUGGAGUUUAUAGAGAUUUUUGACGAAGAGUUGGUCCCAUAUGAUCGCGCCCAUAAGCCAUUCUGGCUUUGAGAUAGCAACAUUAACUAAGAACAGAAAAGAAUGUCACUGACUGUAUACCCCAGUUCCGAACUAUAUCAUGCCGAUAGGCUUCUGGUCAAUUCAUAUCGUUUUAGUUUCUCUCUCUCUCUCUCUCUCUCUCUCUCUCUCUCUCUACUCUUCUA
Molecule: messenger RNA, 802 nt
Organism: Umbelopsis ramanniana AG
Lineage: Eukaryota; Fungi; Mucoromycota; Umbelopsidomycetes; Umbelopsidales; Umbelopsidaceae
Exons: 5
Coding region: 102-650 (182 amino acids)
Biological process (GO): protein dephosphorylation
Cellular component (GO): cytoplasm
Molecular function (GO): phosphatase activity; inositol diphosphate tetrakisphosphate diphosphatase activity
Source: RefSeq, a predicted model, not a curated record